Molecule: messenger RNA, 864 nt
Organism: Mycetomoellerius zeteki
Lineage: Eukaryota; Metazoa; Arthropoda; Insecta; Hymenoptera; Formicidae
Product: Tubulin binding cofactor A
Exons: 3
Coding region: 471-827 (118 amino acids)
Biological process (GO): tubulin complex assembly; post-chaperonin tubulin folding pathway
Cellular component (GO): microtubule cytoskeleton; cytosol
Molecular function (GO): beta-tubulin binding
Source: RefSeq, a predicted model, not a curated record
GUCGUUGAUUACCGUAAACGUCUGAUAUGUUCUCAUUGGACGAAGCGCGAUAAUACCGCGACCCGAUAAUAAGGCGAAAGCAGUAAAUUUGGAAUACAGUCUCAAUAUCACUUGGGUGGAAAUGAAAAGCAACUGUAAUAAUGAAAAACCCAGAAACCGCCUACGAGACUGACUGAAAACUGAAACAAACCGCGGCAAAAUAUCGAUACGGACGUGACAUCGAAAUCGAGAUCUCGACGAAUGUCACGUGACGUCAGGCAGUCGAACGGUACGAAGUGAAGUGAACGUGAGUUGUACAUAACCUCAUCGUGCCACAAUUCCGUUUCUAUCGACUCAUCCUUGCCUAAUAAGGCAAAAAAAGAAAAGAAAGCGAAGAGACUGUCGAUUCCUCGACGCACAUCCACGACUCCAGCUUCUCUCGUCCUUGACGUCCCCAAAAAGGUGAAGCGUCCGUUUGCGAACAACAAAUAAUGUCUGACCCGCGUAUAAGAACGCUCAAGAUUAAGACAGGAGUAGUGAAGCGUCUCGCGAAAGAAAAGGUCACGUACGAAAAGGAGGCGGCGCAACAGCGCGAGAGGAUACAAAAGUUGAAAGAACAGGAUAAAGACGGCUACGACAUAAAGAAGCAAGAGGAGGUGCUUCAAGAGUCCCUUAUGAUGGUACCAGAUUGUCAAAGACGUCUCGUUAAAGCAUUUGAAGAACUCAAGAAGAUUCUGGAAACUGAGCAAGAUUUAAAGGAAAUUGAAGAUUACAUUGAGGCUGAAAAAGUAUUGCAGGAAGCGGAAGAACAGUUGCCGAAAGAAGGAGAUAUCUUGCAGAUGUGUUAAAAAAGUGCUCUUUAAUGAUUUUCGCUAAAUUAUUUUC